AUGAGCUUUAUCAGCUUGCGGAGCCUGGCUCCCGCGACAAAGGUUCGCCGCUUCGCAAAUUUCCAACCACCCUCGCAAUCAGCGGUUGCAUCUGAGCUGACCUGUUCUAUCUUCCAGUUCACAAAAACUUUGAGACAUCAGAGACGCCUGUUUUCGUCUUCACACCCUGCAGCCCAGAUAUUCGCGAACCAACCGCUCCGUGCGAAAGAAGCUUCUCCGUUUGUUUCGAAAAAUUAUCCUGUCAUUGAUCAUGAAUAUGAUGCGGUCGUUGUCGGUGCUGGAGGUGCUGGUCUUCGGGCUGCGUUUGGUCUAGCAGAGGCCGGGUUCAACACAGCAUGUAUUUCGAAACUUUUCCCAACACGAAGUCACACUGUUGCAGCUCAGGGGGGUAUUAAUGCCGCUCUUGGGAACAUGCACGAGGACGACUGGAGAUGGCAUAUGUACGAUACAGUCAAGGGAUCUGACUGGCUGGGUGAUCAGGAUGCUAUCCACUACAUGACAAGAGAGGCACCCCAGAGUGUCAUCGAACUUGAGGGAUAUGGAUGUCCAUUUUCACGAACAGAGGACGGCAAGAUCUAUCAACGUGCUUUCGGUGGACAGUCACAGAAAUACGGCAAGGGGGGCCAGGCUUACCGAUGUUGUGCUGCUGCGGAUAGAACUGGCCACGCCCUUCUUCACACUCUCUACGGCCAAUCACUCCGACACAACACCAACUAUUUCAUCGAAUAUUUCGCCAUGGAUCUCUUAAUGGAGGAUGGAGAAUGCAAAGGUGUAAUUGCUUAUAACCAAGAAGAUGGCACCAUUCACCGUUUCUGCGCACACAACACUGUCUUGGCAACUGGAGGAUACGGCCGUGCUUAUUUCAGCUGCACGUCUGCCCACACUUGUACUGGUGACGGUAUGGCCAUGGUUGCCCGUGCUGGUUUGCCCAACCAGGACCUGGAGUUCGUUCAAUUCCAUCCUACGGGCAUUUAUGGUGCUGGCUGCCUCAUCACAGAAGGCUCUCGAGGUGAGGGCGGUUAUCUCCUGAACUCUGAAGGUGAGAGAUUCAUGGAACGAUAUGCUCCAACGGCCAAAGAUCUUGCAAGUCGCGACGUUGUUUCGCGAUCGAUGACUCUUGAGAUCCGUGAAGGGCGGGGUGUUGGUCCUGAGAAAGAUCACAUCUACUUGCAGCUGAGCCAUCUUCCUCCCGAAAUUCUCCAUGAGAGAUUGCCCGGUAUCUCAGAAACCGCAUCCAUUUUCGCUGGCGUUGAUGUCACCAAGCAACCCAUUCCCGUCCUCCCGACUGUCCACUACAACAUGGGGGGUAUCCCAACCCGUUACACUGGUGAAGUUCUCACGAUCGAUGAGAAAGGUCGAGAUAAGAUCGUUCCAGGUCUGUAUGCUUGUGGCGAAGCCGCCUGUGUGUCCGUCCACGGUGCCAACAGACUGGGAGCGAACUCUCUCCUAGAUUUGAUCGUUUUCGGACGUGCUGUCUCCCACACCAUUCGCGAUAAGGCAUCACCUGGGCAGCCACAUAAAGAGAUCGGCGCGGAUGCCGGUGCUGAGUCGAUUGGCAUCCUUGAUAAAAUCCGAACCGCGGAUGGAUCUAAGUCAACAGCUGAGAUUAGAAAUGCUAUGCAGAAAACUAUGCAAACGGACGUCAGCGUUUUCCGAACCCAGGAGAGUUUGGAUGAGGGUGUCCGCAAAAUCAAAGAGGUUGACCAAAUGUUUAAUGAUGUCUCAACAAAAGAUCGCAGCAUGAUUUGGAACUCUGACCUCAUUGAGACACUCGAACUAAGAAACUUGUUGACAUGCGCGACCCAAACCGCCAUUGCAGCUGCCAACCGCAAGGAAUCCCGUGGUGCCCAUGCCCGUGAGGAUUUCCCAGAACGUGAUGACGAGAACUGGAUGAAACACACUUUGACCUUCCAGAAGGAACCUCACGGCAAGGUAGAUCUCACCUACCGUGCUGUUAACGCCAAUACCCUCGAUCCGAAUGAGUGCAAGCCGGUCCCACCCUUCAAGCGGACGUAUUAG
Molecule: messenger RNA, 2019 nt
Organism: Paracoccidioides brasiliensis Pb18
Product: succinate dehydrogenase [ubiquinone] flavoprotein subunit, mitochondrial
Exons: 5
Coding region: 1-2019 (672 amino acids)
Biological process (GO): tricarboxylic acid cycle; mitochondrial electron transport, succinate to ubiquinone
Molecular function (GO): succinate dehydrogenase (quinone) activity; flavin adenine dinucleotide binding; electron transfer activity
Source: RefSeq, a predicted model, not a curated record